AUGAAAGGGCAUCCGCCGCUGCUGCUGCUGCUGCUGCUGCUGCUGCUACUUCUGAUUUCGGCCGCGUUCCUCUUCCGAGGCGGGCCAGUCGCCGUCCACCUUGCUUACGUACGGCUCCAUGACGAGCAGAGCCUGUCGGGUCCACGGCUCGGCCCUGUCCUGGUCAAACCUCCUGGCUUCAACAGUAGGGCUGCACUUCGGGGACCUCUGCUCGUAAAGCGCGAAAUGGUCUGCUGGAGGGUCGAGAGGGCCAGCUCUUGA
Molecule: messenger RNA, 261 nt
Organism: Gaeumannomyces tritici R3-111a-1
Lineage: Eukaryota; Fungi; Ascomycota; Sordariomycetes; Magnaporthales; Magnaporthaceae
Exons: 2
Coding region: 1-261 (86 amino acids)
Source: RefSeq, a predicted model, not a curated record